GACGUCACUAACCAGAGAAGCCGACAGCGACAACCUCGCAUCAAAAACAGGCAGCUAAGUUGUGCUAGCUAGCCCCCCUAUCUAACAGCAGACAGUUGGCCCGCAGCUGGCUGAUCGUCACUUCAACUUUUGAGAAACAACUUUAACAACAACACGGGCUGGUGAGCGCGGUGCAGCAGGCCAACUUCCCCCCUCCCCAGAAGUCAUGGCGUGUGGAGCCACUUUGAAGAGGACCAUGGAUUUCGAUCCGCUCAUGAGUCCUACAUCCCCCAAAAGACGAAGAUGCAUCCCCGUGUCCCCGUCGUCCUCAUCCUCAUCCCCUAGGAAAUAUCUCAGCAUGGAGCCUUCGCCAUUUGGGGAGUCUUCAUCAAGACUUAGUGCAGAACAAAUCCUCAACAGCAUCAAACAGGAGUACAAACGCAUUCAAAAGAGAAAGCAUCUAGAUGGAGGCUACCAACAGUCAGAGUGCUGCUAUUCGCCAGAAUCCCCAUCCCAGUCGUCUACUAUGAAUGCUUCCAGCAUGGCUGGAACAUCCUCUGGAGGUGUCUCUCCAUCUAGAAAAGAACAGCCAUUAUUCACCCUCAGACAAGUUGGAAUGAUCUGCGAACGCCUGCUGAAAGAAAGGGAAGAGAAGGUUCGGGAGGAAUAUGAGGAGACCAUGACUUCAAAGUUGGCCGAACAAUAUGACACCUUUGUGAAGUUCACACACGAUCAGUUAAUGCGACGAUUUGGGGAGCAACCUGCAAGCUAUGUUUCCUGAGUGUGGCACAGAAUUUUUGCAAGACGGCCUUCCCACGCUGCAAGCUAUCACGUGAUAUCUCGAGGAAGAGAAGCGAAAAAAACUCAUCAUUGUAAGAGAUUAAGUUUAGCUAGUUUAAAGGAAAUUUUUCUUACUGUGCCAUAUAUCUGUCUUUGGGCAAAGGUUUAUAUGAAGCUGUUGUCAGUUGUUACCACUCUGUUGUAAGCAACUAGGUGCUUCCUCAUGUAAAUGGACCCUAUUUCUACCAGUGGCCUACGUUCCUCCAGCUGUACGUGUAUCUACAGUUAUCUCACUUUUGUAAUGAUUCCCAGCAUUCCAGGCUUUGUCACUUGUUUCUGUUUUGUUACAUGUAAAUACAAUAAAGCAGGCAUCGAGUUUUACACAAGGUUGGCAGGUCGGUCUGAAAGAAUGUGGAAGAAACGCAAGUUUGAACAGAAAGAGUAUGUUUGCUGUUUGUUCACUGCUUUUUAAACUGAGCAUAAAGUGGGCUAAUUUGCUCCCACCCCCUCCCACCACCAGUGUUUUAUUUAUUGAGUUUUGUUCUGCUGGUAUCACUUUGAAACCAAUGUACUUAUUAAAAACAAUAAACAUCUUUUAAGAGUUGAAAA
Molecule: messenger RNA, 1368 nt
Organism: Pelmatolapia mariae (spotted tilapia)
Lineage: Eukaryota; Metazoa; Chordata; Actinopteri; Cichliformes; Cichlidae
Product: akirin-2-like
Exons: 6
Coding region: 206-760 (184 amino acids)
Biological process (GO): positive regulation of innate immune response; positive regulation of transcription by RNA polymerase II
Cellular component (GO): chromatin; nucleus
Molecular function (GO): transcription coregulator activity
Source: RefSeq, a predicted model, not a curated record